Messenger RNA from Empidonax traillii (willow flycatcher), 1173 nucleotides. Its product is annotated as mitochondrial import inner membrane translocase subunit Tim23. Gene Ontology annotation, molecular function: transmembrane protein transporter activity. Lineage: Eukaryota; Metazoa; Chordata; Aves; Passeriformes; Tyrannidae. Gene Ontology annotation, cellular component: TIM23 mitochondrial import inner membrane translocase complex; mitochondrial inner membrane. The record is from RefSeq and is a predicted model, not a curated record. Bases 72 to 692 code for a protein of 206 amino acids. Gene Ontology annotation, biological process: protein import into mitochondrial matrix. The transcript is spliced from 7 exons.
CCGGCGGCGCUUUGCGGCGCUUUGCGGCGCUGCCGGGCGGUGCGGGCGGUGAGGGCGGCGGGGUGGCCGCCAUGGAGGGCGGCGGGAACUCCAAGGGCACCGGGCUCGGCGGCCUCUUCGGCGCCGGCGGGCUCGGGUACUCGCACGCCGACCUCGCCGGGGUGCCGCUGACUGGAAUGAGCCCUUUGUCACCGUAUUUAAACUUGGACCCCAAGUAUCUAGUACAGGACACAGAUGAGUUUAUCUUGCCCACAGGAGCCAGCAAAACUCGAGGCAGAUUUGAGCUGGCCUUUUUUACCAUAGGAGGAUGUUGUAUGACAGGGGCAGCGUUUGGUGCACUGAAUGGUUUGAGGCUUGGCUUGAAGGAGACACAGAACAUGCCGUGGUCAAAACCUAGAAACGUACAAAUUCUAAAUAUGGUGACAAGGCAAGGAGCAUUAUGGGCUAACACUCUGGGAUCACUGGCUCUACUUUACAGUGCAUUUGGAGUCAUCAUUGAAAAAACACGAGGUGCAGAAGAUGACCUGAACACCAUAGCUGCUGGAACCUUGACAGGAAUGCUAUACAAAAGCACUGGGGGAAUGCGUGCGAUAGCACGAGGUGGGAUCGCGGGUCUGACGCUGACCGGCCUCUACGCUCUGUACAACAACUGGGAGCACAUGAAGGGCUCCCUGGCCCGGCAGUCCCUGUGAGCAGGGCAGAGGACACGCCUGCAUAGUCACCAAUCAAAUCAGUUGUGAGAUAUAUCUGGUGCCCCUUCCUAUUUUAUUUACAAUUAGUGUGAAGCUGAAGGAAGCUGUGUUGGGAGGAACCUCUUGACACCGUGUAGCUGGACUGGCCCUUUCCUUCCCGCCAGCCAGUUGCUGGAGAGGCAGCAAUAUUUGUUGGACUUGCAAGUGAACAGAGUGGCCACCAAGACAGUCUCCCUGGCACGCUCACCAGCCAGCCCUGGGCCAGAGCCACAAGGCCCGCUCGAGUCCCACUGCCAGGUUUGUUGGGGCACGGCAGCGACAGCCCUGUAAUAAAGUCUGUAUCCAUAGAGCAUUCCCUGCAGCCUCAGCACACAGCACCUGGCAACUGGCACAGGGCAAGGCUUGUUACUCUGACAGCACAAAGCAAGCUAUGAAAAGGGACAUCAUCAUUAAUAAAAAGGGUGGUACUUACUCAAUGCCA